Molecule: messenger RNA, 884 nt
Organism: Nelumbo nucifera (sacred lotus)
Lineage: Eukaryota; Viridiplantae; Streptophyta; Magnoliopsida; Proteales; Nelumbonaceae
Gene: DET2
Product: 3-oxo-5-alpha-steroid 4-dehydrogenase family protein
Biological process (GO): brassinosteroid biosynthetic process
Cellular component (GO): membrane
Molecular function (GO): 3-oxo-5-alpha-steroid 4-dehydrogenase activity
Source: RefSeq, a predicted model, not a curated record
CCUACCCACUGCAUCUGCAACCAAAAUGGAAAUGGUAUCACCAUCACCAAACUCAGACCUAAAUCUGUUCCGCUACUCUCUGCUCACACUCUACCUCAUCACUCCUCCCACCUUCAUAUCUCUCCGAUUCCUCCAAGCCCCAUAUGGCAAGCACCACCGUGCUGGGUGGGGCCCCACUUUAUCCCCGCCGUUGGCCUGGUUCCUGAUGGAGAGUCCCACCGUCUGGUUCAGUCUCCUCGUCUUCUCCCUCGGCCGAAAUCGUUCCAACCCCAGAGCCCUAGCCCUGCUCUCCGUCUUCCUCUUUCACUACAUCCACCGCACGUGCAUCUACCCGCUUCGCCUCCUCAAAACUCCCAGCCGGAAAGCCGGGACCGUUGCUAUCGGUUUUCCCAUCUCCAUCGCGCUGAUGGCCUUCGCAUUCAACGUCCUCAACUCCUACUUGCAGAUGAGAUGGGUAUCGCAUUACGCGGAUUACGAGCACGAGAGCGGUUGGUGGUUUUGGGGGCGGUUUUCGGUGGGGCUGGCAGUAUUCUUGAGCGGUAUGGCGGUGAACGUGCGGUCAGAUUCGGCGUUGAUGGCGUUGAAGAGGGAGGGCGGAGGGUAUAAGAUACCGAGGGGAGGAUGGUUUGAGGUGGUGAGUUGUCCCAAUUACAUGGGGGAGGUGGUGGAAUGGGUGGGAUGGACGGUGAUGACGUGGGCCUGGGCUGGGCUUGGGUUUUUCUUGUACACUUACGCCAACUUGGUGCCUAGGGCACGGGCAAACCAUAAUUGGUACUUGGAUAAGUUUGGGGAGGAUUAUCCCAGGUUUAGAAAAGCUGUUAUACCUUUCCUGUAUUGAAAAAUAUUUUAAUAAAAUUUUAUGAAAAAUAAGUGGUGUUUUGUUU